AUGAUAAAUAUGGAAUAUUUAUUUGUUACAUUGAAUGAUUUACCAGAUGAAAUUCUUUUGAUAAUUUUUACAAAAUUAAAGAAUGUGUCACUACGUUACUCUUUAAUAGGUGUUAAUAAACGACUCAACACAAUUGUACGUGAUCCAAUUUUUACAAGUCAUUUAACAUUGAUGAGAUGUUUGUUAGAUGAUUCCGUAUGUCCCUUACCUGAUUCAACGAUUGAUCGAUUUUGUGCACAAAUUUUACCUGAAAUUCAUUGUCAAAUCAAAUGA
Molecule: messenger RNA, 273 nt
Organism: Rotaria sp. Silwood1
Lineage: Eukaryota; Metazoa; Rotifera; Eurotatoria; Philodinida; Philodinidae
Source: the annotation of a GenBank genome assembly